GGCCAUUAAACAGGUACAGAAGAAGACUUCCAGGGUUGUGUUUUGUUUUCGGAAGCGUUUGUUGCAGUGCAGAAAUUCGAGACAUAAAUGCGGAAAUAAAUGGAAAGUUUUUAUUUUAUUUGAUAUAUAAGGAUAUGUGUUCUGUAACCUAACUACAAAGUUUACCGCAUGCGGGGGAAAAAAAAAAACAGGCAACAAUUAUUCAGCACGGGUUAUCGCUACAAAGUGCACCAGCCGAUGGUGGUCUUUUUUUUUCUGUCUUUUCUGGUCUCAUUGGAGCAGGUUUUUUUUUUUAAUAUAUCUUGUCUCGAAGUCCUUUCCGUGGUUUUCGCCAGGAGAGGAUGAACUGGCUUUUCCCCCAUUCCAAAGGUUCCGGACCGCUCCCUCCACUCAGCAGCCUCCAGCAGCAACGACAGCGGCAGAUCGACUCACUCAAAGCGGCUCAUCCGAGCCUAGCGGAGAUCCAAAAGGAUGUGGAGUACAGGAUACCAUUCUCAGUCAACAACUCCACAAUUAGUGUUAACAUUUUGCUGCCUCCUCAGUUUCCUCAGGAGAAACCGGUUGUUAGCGUCCACCCUCCUGUUGGUCAUCACAUAGUUGACAGCAAUAAUGGCACAAUGGUUACUAGCCCACUCAUCACUAAUUUUGGGAUGCACUCAGACCUGGGUAAGGUUGUGCAGAGUCUGUUGGAUGAGUUCUGGAAGAGUCCACCUGCCUUGAUGUCUACAGGCCCUGCUGGCUUUCCCUACAGUAUGUACAAGCCAUCGGGCAUUGCUCCUUACACCACCCAGAGUUUCCACUAUGGUCCUCACCAUGUGGGCCCAAGCCAGACUCCACCUUCAGCUCAGACACCAGCAACCAUGCCUCAUCCAGGGGUGGAGAGCAGCCAUGGGCUUCCUCGAGCUCCAACUCCAUAUGGACUGAUUACUGACCUCCCACUGCCUGUACUGACUGGAGACUCACCGGUUGGACUUAACGGACAUGUGUACAAGAUGCCUGAGAUCCCUGAAACUUUUCCUGAGCUCUGUGACAUGAAUCUUCCACAGCUGACUGAUAUGUCAGAAAAUGAAGAUAUGUUAUUGGAGUUCUUUGUGAGUUUGCCCCAACUCAAACAGAUUGCCAAUGAUAAAGAUGAACUUGUCAACAAUAUAGUGGGCAUGGCUAAGAAAAACCUUCAGAUGGAGCCACAACUGGAAGGAAAACGACAAGAAAUGCUCUACAAGUAUGAGCAUCUGAUGCAGAUGAAGUCGGCUUUUGAGACAAAGUUGCAGAGACAGCAUGAACUAAGUGAGAGUUGUAGUCUCAGUACUCUACAGGCUCGGCUCAAAGUUGCAGCCCAUCAGGCUGAGGAGGAAUCAGAGGAGACAGCUGAAAAUUUCCUGGAAGGACGCACUGAUAUAGAUGACUUCUUGGCCAGCUUCAUGGAGAAGAGAAUGCUUUGCCAUAGUAGAAGGGCCAAAGAGGAGAAGCUGCAACAGUCCACCAGCGCACAUGGACAGUUUACUCCCACCCUCUAGAACACAAGGUUUGGUGUAUCCUCAGCCAGCUGCUGCCAGUUGUAAGGUUAAUUCAUUAGACUGGAUGAAAAGCACACAGAGUCAACAGUGGACACUUUGGAGAAGUAGUGAGACAGUGAUGACUGGCUAAAAAGAGAAGACCUUUAUGCCAAGAUCUGGUGACAAAAAAUCUGUGAACCUGGAUUGUGGGAAGAAUCUGUUGAGUCGUCACAAAAAUUCAGAACUCAGAAAAACAGGUUUCACUUUUUCAACAGUUGCUGGAGGAGGACUGUUCAUGUCAUGGAUAACUUGUCAUGCACUUGCCUGUUGUCCAGUAUUGACUUGAGAGUGAUCACAACAUCCACUCUUUUUUUUCUCUUUAUAAUUCCCCUAUUUUGCUCAAUUAGAGCAAGUAUUGCACCUGACUAGAGAUGUAAAAUGUUUGGAAGGUAAUAGGACAGUAUUUCCACAUUUGCAGAUAUUUGUCAAUGUAGUGUGCAGAUAAAUGUCACUCCAAAUGUGUAACUGCAGGUGUCUACAUUAGAGUCCAACCAAUAUGUAGUUUUUGGGGGCUGAUGUGAUACAGAUAUUGGAGAGUAAAAAAAUGAUGGCACCAAUAUAUCUGCCAUCAAAACCUUGUGACAAAGAAGUGUAAUUGAACCUUAAUAUUAUACAGUUUAAACAAGAAUUUCAUUAUAAAUAGCUAUAAAUUUAACCAACAACCAACCAACUUAUGUCAUGCUGGCUUCACUCAGUUUGGCAGUUUUCAUGUUGCAUCCCUCAGUAUUUACAUAAAAUAGGCUUCUCUUCUAUUUUGGCCGUGCCUAGCAGGCGGUAUAGUGACUACUUGUCUCUUGGUGCUGUAAAACACCCACUCUGAUUAGAAAAUGAAUGGCAGCUGGUCACUUUCCCCCUGCCUCUUGUCGUUAAUGGAAUCAAGAGGUGAUUGGGGUUCCUGCCAUACUUGAUGGCAUUAUAAACCAGUGCCAUCUGGUCGCCCUCUACUGGACAAAGUAAUGAUGCCACUUCCAACAGCCAAAGUGCUAUUCUGCUUUAUUUGGAAAAAUAAAAUUUCAUAUCCAUAAAAAAUAACAGAUGGCAAUAUGUUCUUUGAAGGCUCAUAUUGGCCGAUAUUAUCAGCCAACAGCUAUAUUGGUCGCACUGUAUUCUACAUUUGUAGCUAUUGUUUCUGACAUGAGGACCGAGUCCUUGCCUGAAAGUUCACACUAACACGUAGAUGGAAAGAAAUAAUUAUGAAAGCAGUGGUAGUCAGUAAUUGAGCAGAUGUAUAUUUAUAUACAAAAAUAUCUUCACUGCACGUGAAAUUUGUUUCCCUUCAAAGUUGAAGACAAGUGAAUUGUUGAUUCAUCAUGUCUUGCUAAUUCUGAUGAAAGUUACAGGUGGCCGGAUCAUAUCCCAGCAUAAAAAGGAUGCAGAUGAGGUCCCCAUUCAUACCCACAUACAACUUAGCUUCCAGUUCACCAAAUCUGCAGGGGUUUUUUUCUUCCAGAAAGGACUAACCAGUCAGUGGAGUUGAACAGAAUCUGUGAGGCAUGAAGAAUGUAUCCACAGUGCCACCCAUGAAGUGAAUUAUCUAAAUCGACAUCUAUUCUAGAAUUGUCAAAUGAUAAUACAUCGUGACUAUCUAUCCAAAGAAUUGAUGAUGUGGGAAUGUACCCAAAAGCAAGCCCAGGGUGGUGGUGGUGUCAGUUUAGGCUGUUAAAAUGUCAGCUGUGCAAAUCAGUCUACUUGGGGGGGGAAAAAAUGACUGUGACAUGGUGAUCCUGCCCUUCUUUAGACAGUCUUGGUAUCAGUGUGUUUGCAUUUGCAUUAAUAAUUCAUUCAGUCACAUUGAAGAAGCAGUGUUCUGGUUGUCACAACACUGACCGAGUUACAUGGUGUAUGUUGUGAAAAAUGUCAAAAUAGUCUUUCUAGCUCAUAAAAUUAAAAAAAUGUUACAAUGAAUAGAUGCAAAGCAGUCCCUCCAAUCAAAUCUCUUUUUAGUUGGCUGAAUGAUUGAAUUCCCUCCAUAUUGCUUAUGUAUUUGCACCCUUUCAGACAUCAGCUACCAAAUUGUACAAACUCACAUUGUUGGGGAAUCAGUACAAUAAACCAAGUUAGCAGUUUAAUCGCACUAAUAAUUUUUAUGAUUGAAUUAUUUAUGUGUGUGUAAACACACUGAUGAGCACCAUGAUGGUAAAGUAUUUUUUGAUACUUUAAUUUGAAAUUUGUGGUAAAAUGGGAGGAUGCUGUAGGAAGUUUGGUAAAAUACUGCAUUAAAGCUGAAGUGAUGAUUGAAUACUGUAUUUCGAUAAUGUUAAUAAUGUUGUAAUCAGAAGAUUGGACACCUUGUAUAUGGUCUUAUUUAAUUUGUUAGUGUAAUAAAUAAUUUAGAACCA
Thalassophryne amazonica is the source of this 3895-nucleotide messenger RNA. It is a transcript of the gene vps37a, whose product is annotated as VPS37A subunit of ESCRT-I. The transcript is spliced from 12 exons. Gene Ontology annotation, cellular component: ESCRT I complex. Gene Ontology annotation, biological process: protein targeting to vacuole; protein targeting to membrane; ubiquitin-dependent protein catabolic process via the multivesicular body sorting pathway. NCBI's taxonomy places the organism in Eukaryota, Metazoa, Chordata, Actinopteri, Batrachoidiformes, Batrachoididae. The record is from RefSeq and is a predicted model, not a curated record. The coding region runs from base 342 to 1517 and encodes 391 amino acids.